CAUGGCGCGGCGCUGAGGCGGGGUACCUGAAGAUGGAAUUUAGAAUUAAACACACGUGGGAUGGUUUGCCCGUGAGCCAUGAGCCGGUGACCAUUGGGCUGAGGCCGGAUAAUGCAGGACUGCUGAUGGAAGUUCACGCUCCUUUCUUUAAUGACCCUCCAGCACCACCCGGACAGCCAGGGAAACCUUUUGGUGGACUGUGGGACUAUGAGGUUGUAGAAGCGUUCUUUCUGAGUGACAGAAAUGAGCAGUACUUAGAAGUUGAGCUUUGUCCCCAUGGGCAGUACUUACUGCUGCUGCUUUCUGGCAGAAGAAAAGCAUGGAAACAAAAACUUCCUUUGGAGUUUGAGGUGACCAGAAUGAAAACCAAUUGGGAGGGUAAAGCUCUUCUACCUUGGAGUUAUUUUCCACCGUGCACUGACAAGUUCAAUGCAUUUGCAAUUCAUGGCUCUGGAGAAGAGAGGAAAUAUGAAGCACUUUAUCCUGUGCCUCCACAUGAGCUGCAGGAAGGACAGGAACCAGAUUUUCAUCGUUUGGAAUUUUUCCAAGAUUUGAACCUGAAAGAACUAACAGGAGAAGACUGGGAGCAGCCUGAAUCAGAUAUAUGGAAAUCUCUCACUAAGUGAAUGGGUUGCGACAUAAAUUUUUAUCAUGUUGAAGUUGGCUGAAGCUGUAUGGAAACAACUUCCUCAUUCAGAGCAGAGUUUGUUUGUAUAUGACAGAUUAGCAAAAAACUGAAAUCCUGGGUCAGUCUGAAAAUCAACUGCAAAGCAUGUGGAUCUGCUGAUUCUAAAUGUGUGAAUGGCUUGUAUUUCAAUCCAUCAGGGUAUGGAGUUUUUCAUUUGUGGAAGAGACAAAUCUGCUGGUGCCGGUGAAGGAGGAGAAAUGUGCUAAAAUUGCAGCUGUGUUUUUGUGAGCGCUCUGAAGUCUGACAAGGCCAACACCCGGAUUGAAAUUUUUUUGUUUCUAAUAGUUGCUGCAUUUCUGCUGUAUUUUCACUGCUGCUUGUUUGCUUGUUGACUGCUGAAUGAGAUUUUUUGCUUACAAUCAGGAGGAGGAAUGCCUCGUUGAGGAACAGAGAAGAAUGUAGCUCUCCUGGCUUUUGGAGGCUCAGUACCUGCCUUGCAGGAGGUGUAACACUGCCCUUUCUUGUCUGUUCCUGUGCCUCAAGAUUUCCCUUGCUUAAUGCUGAAGGGGGAACUUACUCUGUCUCACAGACCUCUGUGUGGAGUUUCUAGUGGCGUUUAGAUGCAGAGGAUAGAUUUACAAAAGGGUUUAUAUAUUUCGGGUGAAGCUUCUGGGACAAAUCACACUUAGUAAAAUCGUUUGGUGAUAGUUGUGUGCGUGCAAAAGCUGGUUUUUUUUUUUUAAGACUUGUCACAUCGCUUUAAGAAUUCAUUUCAGGUGUCUGAGAAUGUUUUUUUUUUUUGCAUGCCACUGAGGGCUGGAGAUACUCUAGGUGUAUAUUUUCUAUGUAUGGGCAUGAAUGAUUAUAGUAAUAGUGAGUAUUAGGUGGCAACAUCUAAUCUUUAAGCCCUCACAAGAUUUGCAAGUUAUAUGUUCCUUUUUUUUUUGUCUAGCAAAGCAGUUGCUG
Sturnus vulgaris (Common starling) is the source of this 1594-nucleotide messenger RNA. RefSeq names its product chromosome 4 C4orf33 homolog (gene C4H4orf33). The record is from RefSeq and is a predicted model, not a curated record. Lineage: Eukaryota; Metazoa; Chordata; Aves; Passeriformes; Sturnidae.